AUGGGAGCUCCCAGUCCCGAGCACCAACCAGGGCGUGCAAAGUCAGAGUCAGAAUACACCUACGAAACAGAGGAGGUUCCGACUGAGCAAGAGGGCCCCAAUCUGGAGGAGAGGGUGAUCUCGCCAACCCAGCCGGUUCAGCUGCCAGUAGUCAAGAGGCUCAGGGUACAAGGGCAUCAGGUCAAGCAGAGGGCCGGCCAGGCAACGCCGCAACAAAGUGGGAGUGACAGCUCCCAUUCCUCCUGCUUUGAGCCGGUCAGGCUCACUGCCAAGCCAGCUUCAGAGCAAAGGCGCCUUGCGCCCACGCCGGACUGGUCCAAGGAGAUAGUGCUCGACCUUCACUAUUUCCACCCGGAGAAGCAGCCUUAUGGGCGAAGGUUCCUGCCCAAAGGGCAGGUGGCGUACCAGUACGAGUGCCCCAUCUCUGGGGGUCACAAGACCAUCCACACUGAGCUGGAGGUCCUGGGCAUUGGUGGCCCGGACUCCCCCUUCCAAUGCUGGAAGGUUGCGGAGCAGUCCCAGAUGAGAGAGAUCGAGCUCGUGCGCUGCACUGGGUUUCGUCACUUGGCCAUGGAACUGCUGGUCACGGAACGCCUCGAGCCAUUGCCGGACCUUUCUGAGCUACUGGUCUGGAAGAUGGUCUUUUCGACCAUAGCAGCGUCACGGAAGUGCUCAGUACGCGACCUGUCCAAACACAACUUUGCUUACAGGUCAGUAACGGGAAUGGGCUCUGUGGUCUUUGUCGACUUAAACAGUUGGGCACCACAUGAUCACGUCCCGCACUUCCCAAACAAGGAGCGUGCAAAAGGACUGUGGAGCACAAUCCGUGGCUUCUCUCAGGAGCUACUGGACGUGAUCCAGAGCUUGGUGGGCUGUAGCCACAACAACUUAAACCAGCUCACUGAGGAGUGCUACGUCACAGCCAUGGGGCGCCUGCCUGUCCGCACAGGCCAAUGA
This is a messenger RNA of Symbiodinium natans, 957 nucleotides long. The record is from the annotation of a GenBank genome assembly. Lineage: Eukaryota; Dinophyceae; Suessiales; Symbiodiniaceae.